AUGUCUCAUGUCCGAAAUUUAUUUACAUGGUUGAAAGAUAAGAAAAAAAAAUCUUUUACAAGGUUAAAAGAAGAUUCAUCUAAUAAUGAAGCUACUUCUGAAAAUGACAUAUCAAAUAUAAUUGGUACAAAAAAUAAACAUAAUAAAUCACUUAAUAGGGAAACCUCAUCAAAAAUAGAUAAGAAACAUGAUAAAAAUGAGACGAAUAUUAUGAAUAUGAGUUUGUAUGCUGGAAAUAUUCAUACGGAGCCUUCAAGUUUGACAAAUUUGGAUACGAGUAAUUAUAAAUCAUUAUCAACAAAAAGUUUAGAUGAUAAGAAUAUUAAUAAGAAGAAACGUAAUAUUAUGAGUGAAAAUUAUAAAAAAAAUGAUGAUAAAUUGAGUAAGAAUAAAAAUAAUGAACUUAAAAGUAGUUGUAAUAGAGGGCAAUUUAAAAGGACAAGCGAAGUUUAUUGGAUUCCACAAAAAGAACCAAUAAUUGAUGAGAUUGUUAUUGAUAAGUGCAAAAAUAUUUUUGGUUCUGGUAACUCAGUUUAUUGUUCAGAUGUUAAAGAACAUACUUCAAAUAUAUUUCAAAUUUCAAGUGAUGUAUGUUUAAGGUUUGAUAACAAAAACCAAAAUGAUAGUAUAGUUAGUAGUAAUAAAGAAGUAAAUAUUGUUGUAUCAAAAAAAGAUAAUACUCCAGAAGAGGAGGGUUCUAGUGAUACAGCAAAGAGAAAAAUUUCUCAAUCUAUUUCAGAUUUAAGAAUUUAUGAAGUAAUUCCAAUAAAAGAGGAGAGAAGGGGUAGUAUAACGAGAAUUAUAAGAAGAAUACCUUCUUUUAAAAAAGAAGAGAUAGGUUGUGAUAAACCAACAGUAUUAGCAGUGUGUUUUUUGGAUAAAAAUAAAAUAAAAGAAGGUAUGUCAAAUAGUUAUCAUGUUUUUAUGGAAGACCCAGAAGAAAUGUUACUUUCAUCAGCAAAAGGAGCAAUGAAAGGACAAUCUUCAAAAAAAGAUGGAUCAUCAAUAAAAAUGCCAUUAACACCAUCCUCUUCUGCUAUUAAUGUUGGUGAUAAAUCAGUAAGUUUGUUGAAAAAAUUAAGAGACAAAUCUGGAAAAAAUAUUACUAGUAAAAGCUCAUCAAACUUUCAAAGAAGUGAAUCUUUGGAUGAACAGGCAAAUAUUAGUAUAAAAGAAAAGGUAGAAGAAAAAGGUAAUUUUAUGUUACAAUCAUCAAGUAUUGGAGAAAAAUUGGAGGAAAAAACACAAUCUUUAAAAAUUACAGAUUCAUAUAAAGAAGAAAAUAGAAGUGAAAGAAGUGGAAGUAAUAUUUCAAGUGAAAAUUUAUCAUUAAAACUUCCAAAACCAGAUAGUGUCUCAUCAUUACCAAAAACAGGAAGUAAACCAAAUAUUUCUGUAGAAGGUGAAGAAGACGACGUUUUUAUAACACCAAGAGAAGAUAAUAAUUUUAUAGAAAAAGAAGAAGAGAAAGAAGAUAGUAAUAAUAUUGUAAAUGAAAAAAUGAAUAUACAAGAUAACUCAUCACCAUCACCUACAAUUCAAAAAACAAAUAGUGAUUUAUUAUCUUCUAUUGAAGAAGGUGUCCCUCUCCAAGAACCAUCAACAUCUAAAAGUUGUAAUACAUUAAAGGUAUCCAAAACAAUUAGUAAUGGAAAUAAUAUUUUAUCUUCAACACGACAUUCAUCUUUAACAAAAGGUUUAGCAUUUGAAACAUUAAGUUGUAAUGAUGAUACAAGUACAAAAGAUUUAAAUCAAAAAAAAUUUUUUGAACAGAUGGAGAAACGUCGUCAAAGUUUGGCUCUUAGAAGAGCAAGUAAUGUACAGUUAGUACAAAGUGUUUCUGGAAGAAGAACAUCAACAACAUUAAUUCCCUUAACUUUAGCACAAAUUCAUCUUAUCAGAUCGCUAUGGCGUCAAAUUUAUGUUAGCAAAGGACCAACUGUAAUUGGGCAAACAAUAUUUCAUAGAUUUUUCUUUAGAAAUUCUGCUAAUAGAGAUCAAUUUAGAAGAUGCCCAUUACCAGAAGGUUUUCCAAAUCAUGAUUCUUUUUCAAAAGCUCAUUGUAAAGCAACAGCUGAUAUGAUAGAUAAAGUUGUCCUUAAUUUAGAUAAUUUAGAAAAUAUUGCUCCAGAUCUUGAAAGAAUAGGAAGAGUUCAUGCUGAGGUAUUGAAUGGUGAUCUAAGUUCUAAGAUGUGGAAUACGAUUGCUGAAACAUUUAUUGAUUGUACACUUGAAUGGGGUGAUAAAAGAUGCCGUUCAGAGACUGUCAGGAAAGCUUGGGCUUUAAUAAUUGCUUUUAUGGUAGAAAAAAUUAAAUUAGGACAUUUAGAACAGCGUAAAGUACUUUUAUCGAUGAAAAUGAGAAAUUCACAGAUAUUUUCUGACGGCCAAUUCCAGUGA
This is a messenger RNA of Strongyloides ratti, 2400 nucleotides long. Its product is annotated as Globin family and Globin-like domain and Globin, structural domain-containing protein. The record is from RefSeq and is a predicted model, not a curated record. The transcript is spliced from 5 exons. Lineage: Eukaryota; Metazoa; Nematoda; Chromadorea; Rhabditida; Strongyloididae. Bases 1 to 2400 code for a protein of 799 amino acids. Gene Ontology annotation, molecular function: oxygen binding; heme binding.